AAUUAACCAGCUGCUCUGGGGUUGCUACACAGGCUYACCUCCUGCAGCACCAACUGUACUUCAGACCUUUGAACGCAAACAAAUGCACAAACAUUCGACUUCUAAACAUGURGAAAUCUACAUCGCUGUUUAGAAGAUCAGACGAAAGACUGGCCAGUAGCUGAACAGAGAUGAACAAAGCUCCUCUGCCUGCAGUGAUCCCAGUAGGCAGCGGGAGGACGCUGACUAGAGCAGAGUUUUUGUCACUUUUGAACACCUACAACUGCUACCUGAAGGACCAGACYCAGCUGCAUCUCACCUAUUCUCAGGGGCAUGGUGGACAGGUGAUAGUGGAGGGCUUUCUGAACAUCUCCUGGGGAGUACGACGACCAAUCAGGCUGAAGAUACAGGAUGAGAAACAGAUCCUUCCCCUUGAGUCUCCAACUACAGUUGAUACCACCAAUCAAAACAGCAAAAGUACGAUGUCACGAUGGGAAGAAUACAAUGAGGUUCACCAGAUAAAAAAGCCAGAGGCAACACAAGAAGCAAUCUUCACACAUCCUUUACCAGAUCCYGUCAGCCCAAUCAGCCCUCUGGGGAGCAAAAGUACUAUGUCACGAUGGGGAGAAUACAGUGAGCUUCACCAGAUAGAUGAGAUGGCAGAGACAGAGGCAGCACAGGAAACAGUCGUCAAAGAUCCUUUGCCAGGGCCUCCUGUUUAUGAGACUGCCACCCUGCGUCCCAUGAGGCACAGGAGCCCUGAGCUGGAGCCAGAGUCCAACCUUGUUCGCUGUAUGAGCGAUGUCUCGUUGGUGAAGAGGAGGAAGGGCAGGGGCAAGUCAGCAGCACAAAGAGAGAAAGAAAAACAGCAUCGCUUUUCUAUCAACGGACAUUUUUACAACUACAAAACCUCUAUAUUCACUCCAUCAUUUGACACUUCAACUAAAGUUCGCAUCUCCAGCAGGAUGACCACAGGCCAAGUCAUCGAACAGCUGCUAAACAAGUUCAAGAUAGAAAAUGAUCCCCAGGAGUUUGCGUUGUACUGCGUUCACCAAAGUGGAGAAAAAAGAAAGCUGAGUCACAGGGAUCAUCCACUUUGGGAACGAAUCCUGCAGGGUCCCUCUGAUGACAUCAUGAAGAUCUUCCUGAUGGACAUGCAUGAAGAAGAAAUCAGCAAUGUUGUUGCUCAGUAUCUGAACUUGGAGCUACCCAUCUUGGAUCAGUUUCUGCUCAAACUCAGAGAGGAGGAAAACAGAGAGAUUCAAAGGGUCAUCAACAAGUACCAACACCAGCACAGACUGCUGUCCCAUAUGCUGAGCUUUAAGAUAGCCGUUAUCUACUCCCGCAGCAUGUCGGCAACGUCCAUCUGCCCCCGACCUAGUUGUGGCGCGCUGGAGUCGCGAGUGCUAUACGGGGUGAGCCACCAGAAAAUAGUGAAAAAGGACUUUGCAGAGAUGUGGCUGAGCCUGGCCACCAUCAAAGACGCCAUAUGGACCUCCAGGAACUUGCUGCAAGAAGAGAAACAUCCAGAGCUGCAGGAGCUCAAGGACACAGGCACAAAGAAGAAUCGCCUGCGCCUCUUUGGACGAAGGAGCCGGUGCUCCACGGACAGAGGUCCCAGCAUCGGCUGGCUCUCCGAGUGA
This is a messenger RNA of Poecilia reticulata (guppy), 1622 nucleotides long. Lineage: Eukaryota; Metazoa; Chordata; Actinopteri; Cyprinodontiformes; Poeciliidae. The record is from RefSeq and is a predicted model, not a curated record.